Molecule: messenger RNA, 3104 nt
Organism: Colletotrichum scovillei
Lineage: Eukaryota; Fungi; Ascomycota; Sordariomycetes; Glomerellales; Glomerellaceae
Product: zinc finger protein
Exons: 2
Coding region: 340-2772 (810 amino acids)
Biological process (GO): protein ubiquitination; rescue of stalled cytosolic ribosome
Molecular function (GO): ribosome binding; ubiquitin protein ligase activity
Source: RefSeq, a predicted model, not a curated record
CCAGCCCACUCGCGGUUCCCUUGGGAGCCACACAUAAUCAUUAAUUUCGACGUACAUCGUCUCGCAGCGCCCGAUUAAAAGUACCGGGUUGCCCGUCUGUAUCCCGCCCUUUUACGCCUUUUCCUAUUCUCUUACCAAUUUACGCUACCUCUUCAAGUUACUGCACGCAAUCUGGAACGAGCUGUUCAGUUGCAGCUACACCGGCCCUUAACCAAGCUCAAGUGGAGGAUCAAUUUCGCGCAUCCAAGAAAGGCACUGCCAGUGUAAGACCGUUGGUCUCGACAGGAUUGUCCAGCCGACUCGACAGUCUCAUUGUCUACGAGAAAGACGACUCUCCCGAUGGCCGAUACUCAGGCUGCCGGCGGCGACUCGAACCCUUCGAGGGGUAAUCGCAACCGUGGAAGAGGUCGCGGCGGCGGUGGUGGAGGUGGAGGAGGAGCCAACGCUGGAACCCGCGGACGAGGAAGAGGAGGACGUGGUAGAGGCGGUAAUAACGCUGCUGCGUCAACUCAGCCAGACACCUCGAGCGCAUCCCAGGCCCCCGUCACCAAAGCCGAUAACAAGGUGCUUACACGUACGGCUGCAGCGGACGAUGAUACCGCGAGCAGCGACGGAGAGGUGUGCUUCAUUUGCGCAGAGCCCAUCAAGUUCCACUCGAUUGCACCAUGCAACCACAAGACCUGCCACAUCUGUGGUUUACGCAUGAGAGCCCUGUACAAGACCAAGGACUGUCCUCAUUGUCGAACUGCUUCUCCCUUUGUCGUUUUCACGGACGAUGCGAACAAGCGAUACGAGGACUAUACCGACGCCGACAUCACGAGCUUCGACAGCAACAUUGGCAUCCGAUAUACCAAUGAGGAAAUUGUCGGCGACACUGUCGUGCUCCUACGAUACAACUGCCCCGCGGAAGACUGUGUCUUCGCCGGAUUAGGCUGGCCAGAUCUUCAUAGACACGUCCGGUCGACGCAUCACAUGAAGAUGUGCGACCUGUGUACCAGAAACAAGAAGGUUUUUACCCACGAGCAUGAACUCUUUGCGGACAAGGAGCUCGAGAAGCAUAUGAGGCACGGAGACGACAGGCCAGGUGCCAUUGACCAGACGGGCUUUAAGGGACACCCCCUAUGCGGUUUCUGUGGAUCGCGCUUCUACGACGAUGAUAAGCUCUUUGAUCACUGCCGCGAAAAGCACGAAAGAUGUUUCAUCUGCGACCGGAGAGACUCGAGACACCCCCACUACUUUGUCAACUACAAUGCCUUGGAGAAGCACUUUGAAAAAGACCAUUUCCCUUGUCUGGACAAGGAAUGUCUAGAGAAGAAAUUCGUCGUCUUCGAGUCGGAAAUGGACUUGAAGGCGCAUCAACUGGAAGAGCAUGCCAACUCUCUGUCCAAGGAUGUGCGGAGAGAUGCUAGGGUAGUCAACAUGUCAGGCUUCGACUACAGAUCGACAUACGAGACUGAGAGACGUGGAGGAGGUGGCGGCGGUAGAAGCGGCGGCGGCGGCGGCGGUGGUGAUGGCCCCUCCAGCGGACGCCAAGGCCGUGGCCGUGGCCGGGACCCCAAUGCCGAACCCAUACCUCAUAGCUCUGCGCAACCACUCCGUCGGGAUGAGCUUGCCUUCCAAAGACAAAUGGCAAUCCACUCGGCACAGUCAGUUUCUAACCGUACCUUUGGCGGUUCGCUCUCCCAGCCAGCGAGCACGACACCUGCUUCCUCAUCUCGCCGAGGUAAUGGUGCGCCGGCGCCUGGAGGUUCAUCACGUCAAGCCCCUGCAGCUGCAGCCGCACCUGCGCCUGCGCUGCCUACAGCCGAGAUGGAGCAGCUCAACGUGACUGACAUUGCAUCAUUGCCUCCUCAGGAGAGAGCGGUGAUGCUGCGCCACCAAGGCGUCGUUGAGCGCGCUUCAAACCUGCUUGGCCACAACCAGUCCAAGAUGAAGGAGUUCCGCGAUUACAUUUCAAAUUUCCGAAAAGGAAGCUUGACCGCCCCUCAACUGGUCGAUGCCUUCUUCUCGCUCUUCGCUGAUACAUCGUCAAACGCCUUGGGCACGUUGGUCCGUGAAGUGGCUGACCUAUUCGAGGAUAAGAGCAAGGUCGCGGCUCUGCACAAAGCGUGGCAGGACUGGAGAGCCAUCAAUGAAGACUACCCGUCUCUGCCUGGCUUGGGCGGUAUGCACGGCGCGACGACGGCUUCAAGCGGCUGGGCUAGUGCAGCCUCGCCGUCUCCCACUGCGCCGGCUGCCGCGCCGAGCUCGAACCAGAAGCACUCUAACCGCGUGUUGAGGCUGAAGAACAGCACCCGAGCCGGCGCCUCGGGGCCUAAACCGGUGACCCCGGCCGCUUCGACGAACUGGGUUUCCACGUCGGGCUCCUCUCGCCCUCCAGCACCAUCGGCCUUCCCUGCCCUCCCCGCGGCCUCGUCAUCCAAGUCAUCCGCACCACAGCCAUCCUGGAUCGGGCCGAACAACCCCUCCGCUUCGAGAUCCUCGGGCUCCGCAGGACCCGUGCGCUCGACGCCCGCUGGUCGACCGCCACCAUCAUCUGCUUUCCCCGCGUUGCCUCCGGCACAGAAGCCUCUCACAACAAUCUUUGGCUAUGGAUCGGGACGAGGUGUGCGGCGCGAUCUGGGCGGCGCUGCCAGUAACUUCAGCUGGGGAUCAGCCCCGGGAAGCGGAGCCGCGAGCGAGAAUGUAUCGGAGAGGGAAGACGAGGAAGCUGGUCAGAGCGCAGGUGGUAAGAAGAAGAAGGGCAAGAAGGUGCUUGUCCAGUGGGGUUAAGAAGCUGGGAGAUGCCUCACAAGGGCGUUCUGAGAUGGGGGUGAUGAACGACACUGUUUGACGGUGUAUCGAGCCUCGCAGCGCGUAGAAGACUGCUGAACACUUAAAGGCGUUGUUGGCCAUACGUGGGCGGUCUGUAGUUUUCAGGAGGUAUAAAGAAAAGAAGGAGUAACAAACAGACAGAGUAGACCAGAGAAGGAAAAAAACAGGUCUUCAAUGAAUAGAGCAAAUGUGUGCGUGCCUACCUACCGCAUGUACCUUGUAGAUCGUCUUGACCACUGAGUGAGGACCCGGAUAGACCUUGCGACACGACCUACCAGAGGUAAUUUUCU